AUCGAAAUGUAACAUUCUAUAUCUAGCUUUCUGGUUGUCAGCCACAAAUCUGAUUGAAAACCAAAACCUAUGCACUUGCUCGUGCAUAUCGUUGCCUCAGAAAGCGAAGCGGCGCAAGUUUCCUCGACCCCAACCUUGUGUAUCCGCUCCUGGAUCUCAUUAAAGUGCAUUCCCAUGUCAAAAUACGUUCCACCGCAGCGCCGACCGAAGGGCAAUGAUCCGGCUCAGGUCAUGGCAAACGCCAGAAACACCCACUCCAGCACCCCAGAGAAAUAUACCCCAAAACCCAAUGUCUACGUGAGGCCCGUGGAGGGAGACAAAUUAGCCGCCAGGGCCUGGCGCUUUGCCAGCUCCAAAGCCCCAGAGUCUGAAGACUACGGCUUGAUCAGCAGAGGCGAAGAUACUCGUUUGCAGAACAGCUCCAAACUACGCGUGGAGUUCUUCGAGCGGGUGAGGGCUGAAUUUGCCAAAUUGUGUUUAAAGGAGGCACCUUCUUCCGUUUCGGACUUGGAAAGUACAAGCUCUGCCGGGUUAAGUGAGUCCAGUUCUGCCCCGGCAAGUGGCUCCAGUAACGCGAUAAGCUACGCCAUAUCGCCUGUAUCGGCAGAUGGCAAUGUAAAGAGUAUGGACUGGGUGCUCAUGUCGCUUCGGAAGUUGCGAGAGGCGUUGAUUCACCUCGAGACAUUGGAUUCGUUUUCCGUGGGGGUUUUUUUAUUCUCGGUGCGUGUUUCCAUCAACGUGGGCCACUACCAGACCUACGUCCCGAGCAUUAACUUCUUGAUGAAACGGUAUCAGGAUGACCGGUCGGUAUUGACAGAAAUGGAAUUCUACGAGGUCACCAAGUAUCUCAUUCUCCAUUAUGUUCACUCUACCCACGAUUUCAUGGCGGCGUUGAACGUGUACACCCAGCACAGCAAGAAAGACAAUCUCCUCCGGCGUGACGUAGCCCUUCGACGCAUCAUGGACAGCUACUUCACGGAUGACUACGACUCGUGGUUCCGAGGCUUGGCCAGCGAAAGCGAUGUGAACAACUACCGGUUGAUGCGGAUGGGGUUUGACCGCAUGCUCACGCACUUCGUCUUGGUCGUGACUAAAGCAUACUUCACGAUACCGAUGGCCGAGCUUGUGAAGAUGCUACAUGAUACAAUUGCAUGGAGAGCAUUGAUGGAAUUUAUUAAGGAUCGGUCUGGACUGAGCUUGGUGGGGGUCCACUGGAGGGUACAUGGGAGUAACCCCGAGUUGGUUACUAUCAAAGACAGGCCACUGGUGAAGAAGUAAGUUACAUGGGUCAAGCUGCAGUAAUAUAAGAGGUCAAAAAAAUUGAUAUGUCUGUGUUGCGAGAUAUUGGUUUAUACUUGGGUAUUCCUGGUUUCUGUGAUUUGAUACAUUCCGGGGUAAACUGGAAGGAUUUAGUAACUCUUUGUAUUUUAACCAAAUUAUAGACCAGGAAACCGAUAGUAAAAAACUAAACGCUACACACUUUAUUAGUUUGCAGUUGGGAAAGGAAUAUAGGCCUAGAUAGGCUAAAGAUGUGUGGUUAUAUCCCACUUUAAUGUAUCAACUUAUAAUACGAGUGUUACACCCCCCAUCACUUGGUUUCAGCGUGUUUUACAUUUUGUCGUCACUGAUAUCGUGCUGUACCGGGUUAAUAUUGUACCCGUGUUUUGACCUACGAAAUUUUGCAUUCUUAUAUACUAUAAUUUACAAAUCAUUGGC
Molecule: messenger RNA, 1716 nt
Organism: Babjeviella inositovora NRRL Y-12698
Lineage: Eukaryota; Fungi; Ascomycota; Pichiomycetes; Serinales
Exons: 1
Coding region: 70-1278 (402 amino acids)
Source: RefSeq, a predicted model, not a curated record